This is a messenger RNA of Anoplophora glabripennis (Asian longhorned beetle), 657 nucleotides long. RefSeq names its product piggyBac transposable element-derived protein 4. The transcript has 2 exons. Lineage: Eukaryota; Metazoa; Arthropoda; Insecta; Coleoptera; Cerambycidae. The record is from RefSeq and is a predicted model, not a curated record. Bases 1 to 657 code for a protein of 218 amino acids.
AUGCCCAAACUUGAAGGAAAACUCAAAAAAAGAGAAACUGCUUCGAGAAGCUCAGAUAUUUGUUUAGUGACUAAAUGGAAAGAUAGAAGGGAUGUCACGAUGAUCACCACUAUGCACGAAAACAAAAUUGUAACUUUGGACAAGAUCGACCGUGCAACAAACGAGAAUGUCAAGAAAUCAUUGUGUGUAGUUGAUUACAAUGAGAAAAUGGGUGCCGUGGAUCGAUCGGACAUGAUGAUGAGUAGCAUUGACAGCCUGCGUAAAUCUAUGAAAUGGUAUAAGAAAUUGUUUGUGCACACCCUGGAUAUCUGUGUACUGAAUGCCCAUGGUAUGUUCUCUACAAAACAUCAUAUGAAAUAUCCACUUGCGAAGUUUCAAAUGGACCUUAUACGUCAACUUUUGGAAAGAUACGGACAAGUGAAUAAACCCACACCUAUGUCUGCUGCAACAACUUCAAAAUUGACUGAAAGGCACUUUCCAUUCCUUGUACCUGCGGCUGAGAAGUCCAAAAAUGCUUCAAGAAGGUGCACUGUCUGUUUCCAGACAAAACUACGACAAAAGAAGAGAAGCACUUCCAGAUACAUGUGCAAAGAAUGUAACGUAGGCUUAUGCGUGUUUCCAUGUUUCCAAGAAUUUCACACUAAAGUGAUAUUUUGA